Messenger RNA from Mycosarcoma maydis (corn smut), 1644 nucleotides. RefSeq lists its product as uncharacterized. The record is from RefSeq and is a predicted model, not a curated record. Gene Ontology annotation, molecular function: starch binding; glucan 1,4-alpha-glucosidase activity. Lineage: Eukaryota; Fungi; Basidiomycota; Ustilaginomycetes; Ustilaginales. The transcript has a single exon. The coding region runs from base 1 to 1644 and encodes 547 amino acids. Gene Ontology annotation, cellular component: fungal-type vacuole. Gene Ontology annotation, biological process: polysaccharide catabolic process.
AUGACGACCAACAUGGACACGCUCGAGAGCAAAAGAGCCGCUACUGAAUCGACGCCUCUUCUGUGCUCGACGCAUGCAUCCCAUAAAUGUGCCUCCUACCCCUGGCUUGCACAAGGCGCCGAUAGUGAAGACAUGACUCGUUCGACCGAAUCGCGUGUCGCGCGCAUCCGCAUCGCUCUGCUUAGCAGUGGCGGUCUGUGCCUACUGCUCAUCUGGUUCUGCGCGUUGAGCAGCAAUGUUGACGCGGCUUGGAUAGUCAAGUUGGUGAUCGGGCAACAGUCUAGCGCUCGUGCUUCACACCUCGCUUCACGUUCUGUCAGUUCGACGUACGCGUACCAGCGUAUGUUGGCCAACAUCGGAGGUGCCUCGUCCACGGUCGGCGACAAUCAAGUGCCUAACGUCGAAACGGGCGCUGUGAUCGCCUCGCCUUCCACUGCACAUCCCGACUACUUGUACUCGUGGGUGCGCGAUGCAGCUCUCACCAUCAAGGUGGUCAUCUCACAGCCGACACUCGACCGAACGCUGGUGACCAACUAUGCCAAUGCCGAAUACACGCACCAGCAAAACGCAGCCAGAUCGGCUGCAGGCCAAGGCGAACCCAAGUUCAACGUCGACGGUUCGCUCUUCACGGGUGCAUGGGGAAGACCUCAGAACGACGGCGCUGCGUUGCGCGCUUCGGCUCUGAUGGCGUUCGCUAAGCGCAUCGGCCUGAACGACAGCUUCACAACAGGUACACUGUACAAACGCGAGCUAGGCUCGCCCAGCUUGAUCAAGACCGACCUCGAGUACGUGGCGCACCACUGGCAGGAUUCGAGCUUUGAUUUGUGGGAGGAAGUGGAGGGUGCCCACUUUUUCACACUCAUCGUACAGUGGAGGAGUAUGGUGGAUGGCGCCAAGUUUGCAAGUGCGAUCAACGAUGCGGGUGCGGCGAGCUACUACGACCAACAGGCGGCGGAAAUGCUGGUCAAGCUGCAGUCGUUCUGGGAUGCAGACAAGGGUUAUGUGCAGGCGUACCAAGGUGUUGGCAACAGAGAUGGGAUCGACUGUUCCGUGCUGCUUGGCUCACUCAAGGGGUGGGAUACAACAGACUACAACGCAGCUGUCAACGCGACGCUUUUCGGACCCGCUUCGGACAAAGUACUGGCAACACACAAAAAGUAUGUGGAUGCAUUCCGAUCAAUGUACGCGAUCAACGGCGGCGCUGCUGCUCCUGCAGCGGUGGCCACAGGGCGCUACCCAUCAGAUGUCUACGACGGCGAUGGAACGUCGCAAGCCAACCCGUGGUACAUCUGUACGCUCGCUGCUGCCGAAGUGCUGAAUACGGCGCUCAGCAUCGUUCGCGCUCGUGGCAGUCUGGAAAUCACCUCAACUUCGCUGGCGUUCUACCGGCAGUUCGCCUCGUCGGCCACUACAGGAAGCUUCUCCUCGACCUCGGAUCAGUACAUCACCCUCACUACCGCCAUCAAGCGUAUGGCUGAUGGAUUUGUGCAGAUCGUCAACCAGCACGCUUGGCACAACGGCAGCUUGAACGAACAGUUCAACCGCAACACCGGCUUCAACCAGGGCGCCAGAGAUUUGACCUGGUCCUACGCCGCAUUCGUCACAAACGACUGGGCAAGUCACAACAUGUUCCUCGUAACCUAG